GUGAACCAAUUUUAUCAUCCUAGUUCUGAUCAAUUACUUCAAUGGUUGAUCUCGGUCAGGAAAAAAUGGCUUGCAACAAGUCAUUUUGCAGCAAUUAUAUGCUGCUAAGUCCAGAGAAAGCUGGCCUCGUCGAUCUCGUUUGCUUCCUGUUCUCCAGUAACAUAUAUAACAGAAAAUUUGUGGACGUUCCCAAAGGGACUAAGAUGCCUUUUGCACCUAGAUGGAUCAUAUUUCUUACGGUAGUGGCGCAAAUACUUUUACGACUAGUCGCAAAACCCGUGGCAUGGUUAGGGAACUUGCUUGAGCAGUGGCUUAACCUGCUGCACAUGAAUACCAACAUCUUCGUGCUCAUCUACAACCUAGUGACUGGUCAAGUCAUAGGCAUCCCGGACGAGACAUCGGCCAAGUACCUGUCGGUUCUAGCAUUUCUGGACUUGCGGCAAGAUUUGGAUGAGAACAUCGCAGCUGGGGAUAGUAGGUAUAAUCCCCAUCUCUCAAUAAUGGCUGCCAAAGUUGCUUAUGAGAACAAGGCUUUUAUUGAAUCCACCGUCACCGACCACUGGAAGAUGGAUUUCGUGGCGUUUUACGAUUUCUGGAACGAUUAUCAAAAGAAAGCAACAACACAAGGUUUCUUGUUCCGGAAAGAUGAAAACACCGAUACGGAAACGAUCGUGGUGGCCUUCAGGGGCACUUCGCCCUUCGACACUCUAGAUUGGGUUUCAGACGUUGAUCUGUCAUGGUACGAGUUCCCCGGGUUGGGAAAGGUGCAUGCCGGAUUCCUCAAAGCACUCGGCCAGCAGAAGCUCACGGGUUGGCCCAAGAACUUGAUCCAAAUAUUUGGCGGCCACGACUAUGCUUACUACACUGUUAGGGGAAAGCUGAAAGAGCUUUUGAAGAAGAAUGACAAGGCCAAAUUCAUAGUCACGGGUCAUAGCCUGGGCGGUGCCCUAGCAAUUCUGUUUCCAGCAAUUUUGGCGUAUCAUGGGGAAACGUCGAUGUUGGAGCGAUUGGACGGGGUCUACACUUUCGGGCAACCAAGGGUGGGAAAUGAGCAGUUUGGAAAGUUCAUGGAAGACCAAAUUAACAAUAACUUGCUCCCUAAUUACUAUAGGACCGUUUAUUGCAACGAUAUUGUGCCCCGAGUCCCCUCUGAUAACUCCGUCACUGAGUUUAAACACUUUGGGACGUGUGCGUAUUUCAACAGCUUCUUCAAAGGCAAAACUGUUGACGAAGCGCCAAACAAGAACUACUUCUCGAUCUUAUGGCUCAUACCUAAGAUCAUAAACUCUAUUUGGGAACUGAUAAGAAGCUUCAUAAAAGGAUGCGUUUGGGGGUCUGAUUACAAGGAAACUGGUCUCAUGCAAUUGCUCAGAGUUGUAUGCCUCUUAUUUGGCGGCGUACCGGCACAUUGUCCGCCUGACUACGUUGAUUCGACAAGGCUGGCAUCAACGGAGUUAUAUGGUACUGGUGGUUCAUCGACUGAAGGAAAGACCAAAAAUAAGUGGGCAACUGAACUUGAUCCUCUUGUAUAAGUUAGCAAGCUCCAUCAUCAGAAGUUCGUCCCUGUUCCUGGGUGUACGCAUCUGCUCUACACCUAGUGCAAAUAAUAAUCUUCCACUGUGCUUUCUGCGUGCAUUCAAGUAAUCGAAGCGAUUAGGUUAUGGUUGAGGUUUGGGGUCAAAUCUAAGUGGAAUGCUACCGCCAUCUUUGUACUUUGCUCAUGUCUGCAUAUCAAUAAAAGAGCUGAAU
Molecule: messenger RNA, 1749 nt
Organism: Coffea arabica (coffee)
Lineage: Eukaryota; Viridiplantae; Streptophyta; Magnoliopsida; Gentianales; Rubiaceae
Product: triacylglycerol lipase OBL1-like
Biological process (GO): lipid metabolic process
Molecular function (GO): triacylglycerol lipase activity
Source: RefSeq, a predicted model, not a curated record